Messenger RNA from Jatropha curcas, 2360 nucleotides. RefSeq names its product Pentatricopeptide repeat (PPR) superfamily protein. Gene Ontology annotation, molecular function: mRNA binding; protein binding. NCBI's taxonomy places the organism in Eukaryota, Viridiplantae, Streptophyta, Magnoliopsida, Malpighiales, Euphorbiaceae. Gene Ontology annotation, biological process: mitochondrion organization; RNA processing. The record is from RefSeq and is a predicted model, not a curated record. Gene Ontology annotation, cellular component: mitochondrion.
UAAAUCGGCAGUUUGGCAGCGCAAACUAAACAGAAAUUCUUCCUGGUAAAACGGCGUCUGUUUCAUCCCCUUUACUGCGUUUCUCCACUUAGAGCCAGUGUGAGCUCUGCUGGCGGCGCAAUUCCAAUCGAAUUCUUACAUUCAAUUUCUCUAAGUCUAAGAAAUUCAAGGGAAAAUAUAAAGAACAAUGAUUCUGAAGCCUCUCUCAAUUUCGUCGAAAUCGAGGUACGUUUCUAAUAGCUCACUCUCUCGCUUCUUCUUUUGCACAAGCCCCGCCUCCCAAAACGACGAAGUCGAGGUCGUUUACCGCAUCGUUACUAGCUCUUCCUCUACCCAAAACCUUAAACAAUCAUUAAGUUCAAGUGGGGUUUUUCUCUCUAAUGAUUUGAUCGAUAAAGUCCUGAAAAGGGUCAGGUUUGGCCAUGGAAAUCCAUUGCAAGCACUUGAGUUCUUUAAAUUCACUGCAAAUAGAAAAGGGUUUUAUCACACUUCGUAUUCUUUGGAUACUAUGCUUUAUAUACUGGGUAGAAGCCGAAAGUUUGAUCAUAUUUGGGAUGUUUUAAUUCAAAUGAAGAAGAAAGAUCCGUCUUUGAUUUCUCCACGGACUGUGCAAGUGGUUUUGGGUAGAGUUGCUAAGUUGUGCUCUGUUAGGCAAACCGUGGAAACUUUUAGAAGGUUCAAAAAGUUGGUUCCUUUUUAUGAUACUAGUAGUUUUAAUGCAUUGUUAAGGACUUUGUGUCAGGAGAAGAGUAUGCAUGAUGCUAGAAAUGUGUAUCAUAGAUUGAAGAAAGAGUUUACCCCAAAUUUGCAGACUUUUAAUAUACUUUUAUCAGGUUGGAAAUCAUCAGAGGAAGCAGAGUCAUUCUUUGAGGAAAUGAGGGAAUUGGGUAUUAAACCUGAUGUUGUUUCGUAUAAUUCUUUAAUUGAUGUGUAUUGUAAAGGUAGAGAGAUGGAGAAGGCAUACAAGAUGGUUGAAAAGAUGAGAGAGGAGGAUAUAUCCCCAGAUGUCAUAACAUAUACUAGCAUCAUUGGUGGUUUGGGGUUGAUUGGUCAACCGGAUAAGGCCAGAGAUGUGUUGAAGGAAAUGAAGGAGUAUGGAUGUUACCCUGAUGUUGCAGCAUACAAUGCUGCUAUUAGGAACUAUUGCAUCGCAAGGAGGCUUGAUUAUGCUUCAAGUUUGAUAGAUGAGAUGGCGAGCAAGGGUUUGAGUCCAAAUGCAACUACUUAUAAUCUUUUCUUUAGGGUUUUUUAUUGGUCAAAUGACUUGACAAGGUCAUGGAGUUUGUAUAGGAAAAUGAUGGAUGCUGGAUGCUUGCCUAAUACACAAUCUUGUAUGUUUCUGAUAAGGUUGUUCAGAAGGCAUGAAAAGGUAGAGAUGGCACUGAUGUUGUGGCAUGACAUGGUGGAGAAGGGUUUUGGAUCCUAUACUUUGGUAUCCGAUGUGUUGUUUGAUUUACUUUGUGAUAUGGGGAAGUUGGUGGAAGCAGAGAAGUGUUUUCUGCAGAUGAUUGAGAAAGGACAUAAACCAAGCAAUGUUUCUUUCAGGAGGAUCAAAGUCCUCAUGGAAUUGACAAACAAGCAUGAAGCCCUUCAGAACAUGCUGGAGAAGAUGGCUAUUUUUGGGUCUUCAAUUCCAAUUCCUGGAGGAGAAGAGCGCCUUAGUGAGACAUUGUAGUGACUAGCAGUAACUAUUUAUUGCUUGAAAGUUGAAAUUACUGUACUGUUGGAAAAGGGCCUCCACAGAUGGCAUAGCUGCAUUGGUAGAGAGUGACAAUUUCCCCCUUAGAUGAACAGCAUUCCGAUGCAGCAAUAUGCAGUCAACAAAUCUUUUUGUUGUCUUUGAAGUAUGUUGCGCUUUUGCCUUGAAACACAUUUUGCUUUUUUGCCGUGAAACACAUUAUGCGAGAGAAGGCGGAAGAUGGUGGUCUUUUGGCACCACUACCAGCGAAAGAUAGAAAGUUAUAUCCUCUAUCUGCAGACGUCUAAUUGGAUUCUUGGUCCUGGAAAGAGAUGAAUCCCUUUACAUUAUUGUUAUUUUGCUAAUCAGUUUGUAAUUGGGUUUGAUCUUGUCUCUGUAAAAUACAAAGCAUUUGUUGCCAACAUUUAGUUGACAACAUUUAGUUGACAGUUUAUCUGUCAUCUUCUAAGUGGGCAUCUGCUUUUCACAUUUUAAUCACUUCCUAUUAUUGGAGCAUUCACUUGCUGAUUGAUUUGAUCCUGAGCUACUUCAAAUAACAUCCUGAUAAGAGGUUUUUAGCUUUCUUUGAUUCAAUCCCUUCGAAGUCUCAUGAAGCUAUAGAACUUGUAUAUCUGGUGUUUUCAAAGUUAUGUUUGGGAGAAGAGGCAGUGCUCUUGAAAUU